AUGUCUACAACCGUCGAGAAGAUCAAGGCCAUCGAAGAUGAGAUGGCGCGUACGCAAAAAAACAAGGCUACGUCGUUCCAUCUUGGACAGCUGAAAGCCAAACUAGCAAAAUUGAGAAGAGAAAUCGUGACCUCUGCGACACAAGGCUCGGGAGGUGGUGGUGUUGGUUUCGACGUUGCUAGAACGGGUGUAGCUUCGGUCGGAUUCGUAGGGUUCCCUUCUGUGGGUAAAUCGACAUUGCUUUCAAAGCUCACGGGUACCGAGUCAGAGGCUGCAGAGUAUGAGUUUACCACGCUGGUGACCGUGCCUGGUGUGAUCAGAUACAAAGGUGCCAGAAUCCAAAUGCUUGACUUGCCAGGUAUCAUUGACGGUGCUAAAGACGGUAGAGGUCGUGGUAAGCAAGUCAUUGCGGUCGCCAGAACUUGUAACCUACUUUUUAUUGUUCUGGACGUCAACAAACCGCUACAUCACAAACAAGUGAUUGAAAAAGAAUUAGAAGGUGUCGGUAUUCGUUUGAACAAGCAGCCCCCCGACAUCUUGAUCAAAAAGAAGGAGAAAGGUGGUGUCUCCAUCACUAACACAGUUCCGCUGACACACUUAGGGGCAGACGAAAUCAGGGCUGUGAUGAGUGAAUACAAAAUGAACAGUGCUGAAAUUGCGUUCAGAUGUGACGCUACCGUCGACGAUCUCAUUGAUGUGUUGGAAGCGUCCACAAGAAGAUACAUGCCAGCGAUUUACGUGCUAAACAAGGUCGACUCCCUGUCGCUUGAGGAGUUGGAGCUGUUAUACAGAAUUCCUAAUGCUGUGCCAAUCUCAUCCGGGAGGGAGUGGAACUUGGAUGAGCUGUUGCAGAUCAUGUGGGACCGUUUGAACCUGGUUCGUGUAUACACAAAGCCCAAGGGUACAAUGCCAGAUUUCACGGAUCCUGUAGUGCUGAGAUCGGACAGGUGUUCGGUAAAAGACUUUUGUAACCAGAUCCAUAAAUCUCUGGUUGACGACUUCAGAAACGCGUUGGUUUACGGCAGCAGUGUCAAGCAUCAACCUCAAUAUGUGGGGUUAAACCACAUCUUAGAAGAUGAGGACGUCGUUACCAUCUUGAAGAAAUGA
Molecule: messenger RNA, 1107 nt
Organism: Lachancea thermotolerans CBS 6340
Lineage: Eukaryota; Fungi; Ascomycota; Saccharomycetes; Saccharomycetales; Saccharomycetaceae
Gene: RBG1
Product: GTP-binding protein RBG1
Exons: 1
Coding region: 1-1107 (368 amino acids)
Biological process (GO): cytoplasmic translation
Cellular component (GO): cytoplasm
Molecular function (GO): GTP binding; GTPase activity
Source: RefSeq, a predicted model, not a curated record